GCGGCUGUUUAUUUUGAUUCAGGUGUUCCGUAAAGGCCGCGUGCAGAACAGUGGCACAUUUUUGUGCACUUCACUAUGAAGUUUGAGUGUAUAUGUGCUCUGAUGAGAAUAAAAAAUCAAUUUUGAUAUUAUAUUUGAAAAUACAAAAAAGGUGUUUACUUGGUAACUAAUCUUUAUUCAGAUUUACCUAUUUUUUACUAGACGUAAGCGUAACUCAUGGAUUCAGCUGUUGACGAGUCUCCGUUCACUGUUAUUAUCAAAGGAGGCUUAUCUCCCUUGAUACAAGUGGAAUUGGAGCCUGUGGGUGUGUGGUAUCACCAGUAUGAGCACAACAGACGUCAUGGCCACAGUCAAGAAGACAAAGUGACGGAGUCUGACAACAGUGACGACAGCAAGGAACGAGAGAACAAAGAGAUUGUCAUUCAAGAUGAUAUCACAUUCUUAAGAUCCUUGGAUCCCUGUAAAUGGAAGGAUCAAGACCACUACAGAGUAUUGGGACUGCACGAGUAUCGAUACAAAGCCUCGGACGAAGAUAUAAAAAAAGCACAUCGCUUGAUGGUGCUGAAGCAUCACCCUGACAAGCGGAGAGGAGCUGGUGAGGAUGUCAGAGAUGGUGAUGACUACUUCACCAACAUCACUAAAGCUUAUGAAAUCCUUGGUGACCCUAUCAAGAGACGCUCGUAUGACAGCAUUGAUCCUGAGUUUGAUAACAAAGUGCCUUCAGACAAACCUAUCAACAAGGAAAAGUUCUUUGAGGUGUUUGGUCCUGUGUUUGAGCGCAACUCUCGCUGGUCACAACGCAAGCAUGUGCCUCAACUUGGCACUCCCCAAGACUCCAAAGAGAAGGUGGACGAUUUCUACGAUUUUUGGUACAACUUUGACUCAUGGCGGGAGUUUUCAUACCUGGACGAAGAAGAUAAAGAGAAGGGUGAGGAUCGGGACGAGCGACGCUGGAUUGAGAAGCAGAACAAGGCUGAGCGCGCCGUGCGCCGCAAGGAGGAGAACACGCGCAUCAGGAAGCUCGUCGACAACGCCUACAAGCUCGACCCCCGAGUUAUCCAGUUCCGCGAGGCUGAGCGGGAGAAGAAGCUGUCAGUGAAGAGAGCAAAACAAGAAGCCGCUCGUCACAGAGAAGAGCAGGAAUUACAAGAAAGAAUACGUCUGGAAGAGGAAGAGCGGCUCAGAAAAGCCAAGGAAGAAGCCGAACUGAAAGAACGCCUCGCACGGGAGAAGAAAGAAAGAGAACAAAUGAAGAAACAACUGCGUGUGGAGAGGAAGACCAUGCGUGAUAUGUGCAAAGAAGCCGACUACUUCAUUGUUGAAGAAAAAGACCGAGUCCAGGUGAGACAUUUGUUGCUUGAUGUGCUAUCUUGUGUCCAGAUGUGCUGGUGGGACGUUGUAGCCAAGUACUUGUGUCAACACGGCCCCAACAAAGAGCCUCGGUCUUCCAAAGACGUCCUGCAGAAAGCCAAAGAGUUGCAGAACAGCGAUGCCUCUGCGCUCAAAGAGGCAACUCUCAAGAGUGCUACGGGACAGCUUGUUGGCUGUGACAAGAAAGUUGAAAAGCUCGAGAAGAUGGAUGGAUCCUCAGUCUCUGCCCAGGCUUCUGAGCGCUUAGAAACGCCCGCAGAGAUGCUGGGCGUUAAUUUAUCUCCAUGGUCGUCGGAGGAGCAGGCUCGACUCGAGCAAGCUCUGAAGACGUAUGCAGCAAACACCCCAGAGCGCUGGGACCGCAUCGCUGAAGCCAUUCCAGGGCGCAGCAAAAAGGACUGCAUGCGGCGGUAUAAGGAGUUGGUAGAGAUGGUGAAGGCUAAGAAGGCAGCGCUGCAGGCGGCUGGCGUGAAGAAAUGAUGCUGACUUAUAUAUACUAGGCGGUUUUUAUUCAGUGUAUAUAGUUAGCCCUGUAGUUCAGGUGCAGCAUAAGCUGAGCAGGUGACACUAGUUUCGUGACUGUUUUAAUGGCAGGACAUUUUAGCGGAUUAUUAUUACUUGAUUCUAACUUAUCUGAAGGAAGUUCCCGUUGAUCAUCAUGGGAUGACAUCAAUUUGUUUCUUAAAGUUCGGCGAAAGAAGCUCAAGUAGUAAUAAUAAACCUUAAUAUCUAAACAAUUUUAUUUUGACAGCCAUACAUCAUGGUAAGACCAUAGCUUGCUAGCGAGUUCAGCUCCUUGUGAUAUCAAGGGUCAGUUUGUCACAAGUCGCUGGCCGAACAACGCAUGCCCGUAUUUAUUCUUAUUGAAGUUACUACGAAAUUAAAUAAUUGAGCUUUUCUGAAGUCUGCUCUGUAGCGAUUGUCUGUGACGGUUCUUAUUUCCGACUUUGAGUCGUUAACGUUUUAUGUAUCGUGUUUCCCUUUAAAGCGGGAAGACAAUAAAUCAUACUGAUUCUUUGAGAACGCAUUUGUUAACAAACAUGUCAGGGUGUUGAUUUUGGUCAAGAGUUAGCCUUGGUAAUAUAUAUCAUGUUGUUCGCUUCGAGUGAAUUAUUUCGUCGCCUCAACAACUGAGCCCUUCUUUAUCAAUAGAAGAAUAAUUCUGAAAUAAUGACGUGUUGUCGUGUGUAUAGUACAUUUUCUACUAGGAGAGCUACGGAUCUGACUGUGGCAAAACAAUCCGCUUAAAGUGACGUAGUAAAUAACAAAGCUUUUGUGCUUUUGGUCUCAUCAAGCCACAUUGUUACACACUUAUUCUGAAGGAACGCUCGUCGGAAUGUGUGAAGUCGACAUCACAAUGCAUCAUAUCCCCUCAACUGCUCCACGCCAGCAUGAGAGUGGAACCCAAACUCGACGUGUUGCCCAAUGAAACGUGCCACAAUAAGCCUCUUAUACAUACCACAGAUGUUGUCAUCAUAGAUAUAUAUGAUCACGCCAAAA
Hyalella azteca is the source of this 2871-nucleotide messenger RNA. Its product is annotated as dnaJ homolog subfamily C member 2. The transcript is spliced from 12 exons. Lineage: Eukaryota; Metazoa; Arthropoda; Malacostraca; Amphipoda; Hyalellidae. The coding region runs from base 217 to 1851 and encodes 544 amino acids. Gene Ontology annotation, molecular function: Hsp70 protein binding; ribosome binding. Gene Ontology annotation, biological process: regulation of translational fidelity; 'de novo' cotranslational protein folding. The record is from RefSeq and is a predicted model, not a curated record. Gene Ontology annotation, cellular component: cytosol.